Messenger RNA from Nicrophorus vespilloides, 3327 nucleotides. RefSeq names its product probable ATP-dependent RNA helicase YTHDC2. Lineage: Eukaryota; Metazoa; Arthropoda; Insecta; Coleoptera; Silphidae. Gene Ontology annotation, cellular component: intracellular anatomical structure. Gene Ontology annotation, molecular function: RNA binding. The transcript is spliced from 7 exons. The coding region runs from base 1 to 3327 and encodes 1108 amino acids. The record is from RefSeq and is a predicted model, not a curated record.
AUGGAGAGGCAGAAAGGCUUAAGUAAUGGGAUAUAUAGGAGGACGUAUCCCGACGAAAUAAACGAAGAUUUUCGUUUAGAGAUAAACGAUAUAAUUGCGGAUUUUGUAAUGCAAAACGAUAUGAGAUCCUACAAAUUACCGGAACUACAAGCCGACAAAGUACUGUACGUAUCUAAGCAGAUUCCCAGACAGUUUUUGUUCACAGAUAUCGUAGACAACCAAAUAUCUUUAAUAAAACGUCUGAACAACAUCCAAUUCCAAUAUGAUAUCUCCGAAAAAGCUAGAAGCAUCUUGAAUGAAAUGCAAAUUCUUACCGUCGUGAUGCCACAGUGCAAAAAGACCGGAAGGAAUCCAAGAAACGUUGAGAAUCUCGUGGGAAAGUUUUGCCUGAGCCCGAUGCGUUUCCUAAUCCCAGAACCAACGGAGAUGCGGGAAAUUCCGGAACAGAUACCAAUUACUGCAUACAAGUCGUACAUUUUAGGUAAAAUCUCCGCAUCAUCGAAUGUUUUGAUUGCGGGAUGUUCAGGGAGAGCAAUUUACGUUCCAAAAUUCAUAUUGGAAGAUGCAUGCAAAACAAAAAGUUCCGUCAACAUAAUUUGUUCACAGCCUAAUAGGUUGUCUACGAUUCUAGUGGCAGAGAGAGUUGCUGCUGAUAGAGGAGAGAAAGUUGGAGAGACAGUAGGUUAUCAGGUUAACUUGGAAGGGAAGGUCGGCUCUCAAACUUCAUUGAUUUACUGCACGAACGAUAUAUUGUUGAAGAACUUCAUGUUCAACCAUGAAUGCCUGAAGAAUAUUUCGCAUUUGAUUCUUGAUGAAAUUCAGGAGAGGGACAAGAACACCGACAUGAUUUUACUUUGCUUGAAGAAUGCCAUGACUAUCUUUCCUAAAUUGAAGGUCAUUUUAAUGACGGCUGCUUUGGAUGUUGAACUUUUAGUCAAUUACUUUGACAAUUUAAAUGUGAUACAAAUAACCGAACAAUGUACCGCGUCUGAUUUGUAUUUGGAAGAGAUCAUUGACAACUUAAAUGAUUUACAAGACUGUUCCGAAAAUGAUGAUGAAUCGAAGAAUACAGUGGGUAAAAGGUUGCUGGAGGACUAUUAUAGUACAGGAAAUGAUAAAAGUAUUGAUGAGCUUCUGAAUAUGAUUGUAAAUAAAGAAGUAUCCAUCAAUAUAGUUGCUGAUAACAAUGUUACUCCUUUUAUCGCUGCAGUAAAGCAUGAUAAUGUACAUUACGUCGAGAAGAUGCUUGAAUUGGGUGCCAACGGCUUGAUUCUGGAAGAAUUAAAUUCUUUAAAUAUUCUUCCCAGUAAUCAAAUGCUUAAAAUUUUAGAGCAAUUAGACGAAACAAAUUGUCUCCAUACCAAAUCAAAUAUAAAUCGUCCUUUCGGUUUUAAUCUUCUCAAGGGCAUUAUUGAAUAUAUCGAAGGCUUGGGUCAACUUGGAUCGAUCCUCAUCUUCCUGCCUAGUAUUGAUGUCAUAGAUCAAUGUCACAGGCAUUUGAAAAACAUGGACAAUUACAGAAGUUUUAAAUUAUACACCGUACAUAAUAACGUAAAUUAUAAAGAUCUCGCAGGUUUAUUUGAACCCUCGCAUUCGGGAAUUCGUAAGAUUAUUUUAACAACGAAAAUUUCUGAAACUUCGAUUUCUUAUAAUGAUGUAGCUUUCGUUAUUGACGACGGAAUCGAAACUACAGACCGUUUAGAUGCAAAUAUAUGUCUUCAAAGUAUUGUCCUGAAAAAGAAGCAAGAGUCAAUUGCAAUGUAUUUAAUGCAGCUCAUAGAACCACCACCACUGAAUGUGAUCCAAGAAGCUAUACUCUCGCUCUAUGAUCUAGGCGCCAUAAAUCCCAACGAAAACUUGACGACUUUGGGCGAUUUCCUUGUGAAAUUUCCUACUCAACCGCAAUUAUCUAAGAUGUUGAUUUACUCGUGCAUUUUCGAAUGCCUAGAUCCGAUUUUGACUUUUGUCGCCAUGUCUCAUAAUUAUUUUAGCUACUUCGCCUCAAAAACUGAGUUAAACUUGUUGGACGAUAAUGGUCAUAGCGAUCAUGUGAUUCUUAUAAAAUUAUUCCAAAAGUGGCAGAUGAAUAAAAUCAAGCAGAUUAAUCCUGGAUCUGUAAUAAGUACUGCAGUGAUGGAAUCAGUGAUGUCGACCCGAUCGGAACUGUUGACCCAAUUGAGGGCUUUAGGAUUCGUAAACACCACCCACGUCGACACUAUGGCUUUACUGAAUAACAAUUCUAGCUGUUGGCCUAUGGUAAAAUUUUGUAUUGUGGCAGGAAUGUUCCCGAAUAUCGCCACUUUCGUCGAUGAUUAUCUAUGCUCAACUCAAAACAAGAUCAAAGUUGAUGAAUCUUCAGUACUCGCCAAGAACAAACAAAACUCCAACAGUUGGUUUGUUUUCCAACGGAUUAACAAAGUACUGAACUAUAGUUACGUAAAGUAUUUAACUGCAGUCAAUCCUUUAACUGUCGCUUUAGUUUACCGCAUCUGGAAUCGUCGUAAAGAGUUGAAUAUUAAUUUCAAUGGUAUUAACAUUGAGAUUUUGCAGAACAACUUAGAUUACAUAAUUUACAAGAAAUUGAAUUACCCUCGCUCUCGUUAUAGUCACGGAGAGAAGACUUUUAUAAACUUAGUAUCUCAAAUUGUCUCUGCCGAAGACGUUGAAUACGAAAUGAAGCAACCCGAAAAUGUAGGACAAAGACCAGCGUUUUUAGACAUUAGACACAAUGUUGAAAGCGGCUCAUAUGUGCCAGCUUGCUUUAGGAGUAACAGAUUUGUGAAUUUGAAACCUUCUACAAACGUUGUUCAGAAAGAGAUCAAGAAAAAAUCAAACGAUUCUUUGGAAUAUCGCAGCGAUUACUUAUUUUUAUUCCCCGAAAACGCUUACUACGUUAUUAUAAAACCAAUCGAAAUUAAGAGCGUCUUGAUUAGCAUGAAGCAGAACGUCUGGACGUUCUCUCCGCAAACAGAAAAGAAAUUGAUGGAAGUUUUUGGAGCGGGACAAACAAUUAUUUUGAUAUUCACUGUACGUAGUACCAUGACUUUCCAAGGAAUUGCUAAGCUACUGAGCACUAAUUUUGGGGAGCAAAGUCGUUCUUGCAGAAUUAAUUGGAUCAGCAAGACCAACAUGCAGUAUCAAGAAGUCAAAUCGUUUAUACAUCCUAGGAUCCAUUUGACUGAAGACGGUCAACAGUUGGAUUCUAAUUUGGGUAGGCGAUUGUGCAUUUCUAUGGUUUUGGAUAAAUCUUCGGAUAUCACUAAUCCAUAUUUGAAACGUGCAAUUUUAGGUAAUAAUCGCAGUGAAAAUGCUGCUAAUUUUGAGUAA